Molecule: messenger RNA, 2718 nt
Organism: Aspergillus campestris IBT 28561
Lineage: Eukaryota; Fungi; Ascomycota; Eurotiomycetes; Eurotiales; Aspergillaceae
Gene: argEF
Product: bifunctional acetylglutamate kinase/N-acetyl-gamma-glutamyl-phosphate reductase
Exons: 3
Coding region: 1-2718 (905 amino acids)
Biological process (GO): L-arginine biosynthetic process
Cellular component (GO): mitochondrial matrix; cytoplasm; mitochondrion
Molecular function (GO): NADP+ binding; arginine binding; L-glutamate N-acetyltransferase activity, acting on acetyl-CoA as donor
Source: RefSeq, a predicted model, not a curated record
AUGUUCUCCCUUCGCACCGCCGUGCGGAGAACUUCGACCGCCACUAGACAAUCCGCUCGAGCCCUCUCCGCACCACACGCCGUCUCCUCGGCCAGAUUGUCCUCUCCCUAUGCCCGCCACGCUCUCCGGGCGUCGGCCGUGCCCUUGCUGCAGGGUCGUCACUACUCCCGUGCCUCCGACCCGCAAUUCUCGUCGACCCGCUCCACCGUCGUCCAGCUGCUCAGCAACAUCGGCUCGAAGCGGGAGGUCCAGCAAUACCUCUCCCAUUUCACCUCCGUCUCUUCCCAGCAGUUCGCCGUGAUCAAGGUCGGUGGUGCGAUCAUUACCGAGCACCUGGAGACCCUGUCCUCCGCGCUCGCCUUCUUGAACGGCGUGGGACUCUACCCGAUUGUGGUGCACGGUGCCGGACCUCAGCUCAACCGCAUGCUCGAGGAUGCCGGUGUGGAGCCCGAGUUCGAGGACGGAAUCCGCGUGACCGACGGCAAGACCCUGGCGUUGGCCCGGAAGCUGUUCCUGGAGGAGAACCUGAAGCUCAUCGAGGAGCUGGAGCGCAUGGGGGUGCGGGCCCGUCCCGUCACCGCGGGCGUUUUCUCCGCCGACUACCUCGACAAGCAGAAGUACAACCUGGUGGGUAAGAUCAACGGCGUCAACAAGAAGCCCAUUGAGUCUGCCAUCUCCGCGGGCUGUCUGCCCAUCCUGACCUCCAUGGCCGAGACCCCGGAUGGCCAGGUCCUGAACGUCAACGCCGACGUGGCCGCCGGCGAGCUGGCUCGUGCCCUUCAGCCCCUCAAGAUCGUCUACCUCGCCGAGAAGGGUGGCCUCUUCAACGGUGACACGGGUGAGAAGAUCUCCGCCAUCAACCUGGAUGAGGAGUAUGAGCACCUCAUGCAGCAGUGGUGGGUGCGUCAUGGCACUCGUCUGAAGAUCAAGGAGAUGAAGGAUCUGCUCGACGACCUGCCGCGCACCUCCAGCGUUGCCAUCAUCCACCCCGCCGAUCUCCAGAAGGAGUUGUUCACCGACUCGGGUGCCGGUACCCUGAUCCGCCGUGGUAACAAGGUGCACACCAAGACCUCCCUCGCCGAGUUUGAGGAUCUGGAGAAGUUGAAGGAGGUGCUGGUCCGUGACCGCGAGGGACUUGAUGCCCGCGCGACGGUCGAUCGCUACGUCGAAGGCCUCAAGGAGCGCGACUUCAAGGUCUACUACGACGAGCCCAUGGAGGCCUUGGCCGUGGUGUUGCCUCCCCAGAAGGAUGCCACCACCCCUCUGGCCCACCUGGCCACCUUCACCAUCACAAAGUCGGGGUGGCUCACCAACGUCGCCGACAAUGUGUUCGCCUCCAUCAAGAAGGAUUUCCCUAAGCUGGUCUGGACCGUUAAGGAGGACGACGAGAACCUGACCUGGUUCUUCGACAAGGCUGAUGGCAGUCUGAGCCGGGACGGCGAGGUCCUGUUCUGGUACGGAAUCGAGAACGGCGAGGAGGUCAAGCAGCUGGUCCAGGAGUUCAACAAGGACGGCCGUCAGAUGUUUGGCGACCUGAACCUCGAGUCCCGCCUGCACCGUGCCGCUCAGGCGGCCACCAACAUCGGCAAGGGCUUUGGCGCCAGCGCUGCCUCGACGGAGCAGAAGCGUACCUUCUCGACCACCGGCAACGCCCUGCGUGCCGCUCGCUCCGGCCGUCCCACGGUCCCCGUGCAGGCCGUGCGCACGUUCGUCACCACCAACCCGAACCCGCCUCUCGGCGAGAAGAACAUGUCCAACACCCAGCCGUCCAAGGUGGCCCUCAUUGGAGCCCGCGGUUACACGGGCCAGGCCCUGAUCAGCCUGAUCAACGCCCACCCGCACCUGGACCUGCGCCACGUCUCGUCGCGUGAGCUGGCGGGGAAGCAGCUGCAGGGCUAUGACAAGCGUGAGAUCAUCUACGAGAACCUGAGCCCCGAGGAUGUCAAGCGCAUGUCCGAGAACGGCGACGUUGACUGCUGGGUUAUGGCGCUGCCGAACGGCGUGUGCAAGCCUUUCGUGGAUGCCGUCGACCAGGGUUCCCCCAAGGGCAACGUGAUCGUCGACCUGAGUGCUGACUACCGGUUUGACGCCAACUGGACCUACGGUCUGCCCGAGCUGGUCAACCGCUCGACCAUUGCCCAGGCCACCCGUAUCUCCAACCCCGGCUGCUACGCGACCGCUGCCCAGAUCGGCAUUGCGCCUCUCGUCCCCUUUCUGUCUGGCCAGCCCACCAUCUUCGGUGUUUCCGGUUACUCGGGCGCUGGCACCAAGCCCAGCCCCAAGAACGACGUGGAGUUCCUGACCAACAACAUCAUCCCCUACAGCUUGACCGGCCACAUCCACGAGAAGGAGAUCGGCUAUCAGCUUGGGGCCAGCGUUGCAUUUGUCCCUCACGUUGCCGUGUGGUUCCAGGGUAUCCAUCACACCAUCAGCAUCCCCCUCAAGGAGAAGAUGUCCUCCCGUGAAGUCCGCAACCUCUUCCACGAGCGGUAUGCCGGCGAGAAGCUGGUGAAGAUCGUGGGCGAGCCCCCUCUUGUCAAGGACAUCGCUGGUCGCCAUGGUGUGGAGGUCGGCGGCUUCGCCGUUGAUGCCACCGGCACUCGCGCUGUUAUCUGCGCCACCAUCGAUAACCUGCUGAAGGGUGCCGCCACCCAGUGUCUCCAGAACAUGAACCUUGCCCUCGGCUACGGCGAGUACGACGGCAUCCCUCUUGAAUAG